Hemiscyllium ocellatum (epaulette shark) is the source of this 801-nucleotide messenger RNA. Its product is annotated as ferritin, heavy subunit-like. Gene Ontology annotation, biological process: iron ion transport; intracellular iron ion homeostasis. The transcript has 6 exons. Gene Ontology annotation, molecular function: ferric iron binding; ferrous iron binding. Bases 1 to 801 code for a protein of 266 amino acids. Lineage: Eukaryota; Metazoa; Chordata; Chondrichthyes; Orectolobiformes; Hemiscylliidae. Gene Ontology annotation, cellular component: cytoplasm. The record is from RefSeq and is a predicted model, not a curated record.
AUGGCCUCCCAAGUGUGUCAGAACUACCAUAAGGACUGUGAGGCUGCUGUUAACAGGCAGAUCAACCUGGAGCUCUAUUCCUCCUAUGUUUACCUCUCCAUGUCCUCUUACUUUGACCGGGAUGAUGUUGCCCUGCGUCACUUUGCUGAGUUCUUCAAGGAGCAGUCCCAUGAGGAACGGGAACAUGCUGAGAAACUGAUGGAAUUCCAGAAUAAACGUGGAGGCCGAGUCCUCCUGCAGGAUGUCCAGAAGCCAGAGCAGGAUGAGUGGGGCAAUGGUCUGGAGGCAAUGCAGAGAGCUCUGCAGAUGGAGAAGGAUGUGAACCAGAGUCUGCUGGAUCUGCACAAACUCUCCUCUGGCCACACUGACCCUCAUUCCUCUUACUUUGACCGGGAUGAUGUUGCCCUGUGUCACUUUGCUGAGUUCUUCAAGGAGCAGUCCCAUGAGGAACGGGAACACGCUGAGAAACUGAUGGCAUUCCAGAAUAAACGUGGAGGCCGAGUCCUUCUGCAGGAUGUCAAGAAGCCAGAGCAGGAUGAGUGGGGCAAUGGUCUGGAGGCAAUGCAGAGAGCUCUGCAGAUGGAGAAGGAUGUGAACCAGAGUCUGCUGGAUCUACACAAACUCUCCUCUGGCCACAUGGACCCUCAUCUGUGUGACUUCCUGGAGAGGCACUACUUGGAUGAGCAAGUGAAGAUGAUCGAGAAGCUGGGAGAUCACAUCACCAACCUGAAGAGACUGGGAGCCCCUGAGAAUGGCCUGGGAGAGUACCUGUUUGACAGGCUCACCCUGGGGGAAGAGUGA